CUGCUGCUGCUGGUGUGAGGAGGAGAGAAGCAUCUCGCUGAGGGCCGGGCUAAUGCAAAUCACUGCAAUAGCAGAAGGAAAGCAGCUGCAGCCCGGACUCAGCAGCAGCAGCUCAUCCAGUCAGUGGGCCAGGAGGAGACACACAACAAAGGCACAAUACACCCAGAAAGGAGACAUUUACUGCCUGGCCCAUUUCAUUCACUCUGAGAUCCAAUCAUUGAGAAAGGGGGAAUAGUGACAAAAUCAGAUUUCUGCGGGUUAACAUAAUGGACAACGAAGAGAAGACGAAAGUAUUCCAAAUUGGGGCACUCUUGGGAUUCUCUACAAUGUCCUUGGGGAGAGACAUGGAACUAGAACAUUUUGAUGAGCGAGAUAAAGCGCAGAGGUACAGCAGAGGGUCCCGAGCCAAUGGGCUACCAAGCCCGACCCAUAGUGCCCACUGCAGUUUUUACCGGACCCGUACUCUGCAAGCCCUGAGCUCAGAGAAGAAAGCUAAGAAAGUCCGAUUCUACCGCAAUGGCGACCGAUAUUUCAAAGGAAUUGUCUACGCCAUUUCCGCUGACCGUUUCCGAUCUUUUGAGGCUCUCCUGGCUGAUCUGACCAGAACUCUUUCCGAUAAUGUGAAUCUACCCCAGGGAGUGAGAACUAUCUACACAGCGGAUGGAAACAAGAAGAUCAUCUCCCUGGAUCAGCUAGUUGAAGGUGAAAGUUACGUAUGUGGUUCUAUCGAGCCUUUCAAAAAACUGGAGUACACAAAGAAUGUAAACCCCAAUUGGUCGGUGAAUGUGAAGACGACAGGUAGCCCUCGCUCAGCGCAGCCCCUUGCUACCCCUAAGGCGGCCAGCUCUGAUGGAAGAGAGGGCAAAGACUUCAUCAGGCCAAAGCUGGUGACAAUUAUCAGAAGUGGCGUGAAGCCACGUAAGGCCGUCCGGAUUCUGCUGAACAAGAAAACCGCCCACUCUUUUGAGCAAGUUCUCACUGAUAUUACUGAUGCCAUAAAGCUGGAUUCCGGAGUGGUAAAGCGUCUGUAUACACUGGAUGGAAAACAGGUGAUGUGCCUUCAGGAUUUCUUUGGUGAUGAUGACAUUUUUAUUGCUUGCGGACCAGAAAAGUUCCGUUACCAAGAUGAUUUCUUGCUGGAUGAGAGUGAAUGUCGGGUUGUGAAAUCUACUUCUUACACCAAGCUUCCUAAUAUACCACGCAGGAGCGCGACUAAGAGUCCCGGACCUUCCAGGCGCAGCAAAUCCCCUGCAUCAACCAGUUCAGUCAAUGGAACUCCGGGAAGCCAGCUUUCUACCCCUCGCUCUGGGAAAUCGCCAAGCCCAUCGCCAACCAGCCCCGGAAGUCUGCGGAAACAGAGGGGCUCCCAGCACAGUGGCUCCUCUACCUCAUUAGCAUCCACCAAAGUGUGCAGUUCCAUGGAUGAGAACGACGUCUUAGCUGAAGAUAUAUUGGAUGAAGGGUUCCAGGUACCGGUGUCUAUAGCAGAGAGAUACAAAGUUGGAAGGACCAUAGGAGAUGGAAAUUUCGCCAUUGUCAAAGAGUGUAUAGAAAGGUCGACUGGCAGAGAAUAUGCACUGAAAAUUAUCAAUAAGAGCAAGUGCAGAGGCAAGGAACAUAUGAUCCAAAAUGAGGUCUCUAUUCUGAGAAGAGUGAAACACCCCAAUAUUGUCCUCCUCAUUGAGGAGAUGGACAUGCCGAAUGAGCUGUACCUCGUGAUGGAACUAGUAAAGGGAGGGGAUCUAUUUGAUGCCAUUACCUCUACUAACAAAUACACAGAACGAGAUGCUAAUGGGAUGUUGUAUAACUUAAUGAGUGCCAUCAAAUAUUUGCAUAGCUUAAACAUUGUGCACAGGGACAUCAAACCCGAGAACCUGUUGGUAUAUGAACACCAGGAUGGCAGUAAAUCUCUGAAGCUUGGAGACUUCGGGCUGGCAACUAUGGUUGAUGGACCUCUUUACACUGUUUGUGGAACCCCAACAUAUGUAGCUCCAGAAAUAAUUGCAGAGACCGGGUAUGGCUUAAAGGUGGACAUCUGGGCAGCUGGUGUCAUUACCUACAUCCUACUAUGCGGCUUUCCUCCAUUCCGUGGCAGUGGAGAUGACCAGGAAGUACUUUUCGAUCAAAUUUUAAUGGGCCAGGUGGAUUUCCCAUCCCCCUACUGGGAUAAUGUUUCUGAUUCGGCGAAGGGACUUAUCACCAUGAUGUUACAGGUUGACGUAGACCAGCGGUUUUCUGCUCUGCAAGUUCUUGAACACCCAUGGGUUAAUGACGAUGGUCUGCCAGAAAAUGAAUACCCGCUAUCGGUGGCUGGAAAGAUAAAGAAACAUUUCAACACUGGUCCUAAACCCAACAGCACUACUGCCGGAGUCUCUGUCAUCGUAACCACCGCUCUUGAUAAGGAGAGGCAGGUUUUCGGACGAAGACGCAACCAGGAUGUGAGGAACCGAUUCAUGGCCCAGCCAGCUGCACCGGAACUUAAUUCAGAGUCAGAGGACUAUUCACCAAGCUCAUCUGAAACUGUUCGCUCACCUAACUCACCUUUUUAAGGAAACACUUUAAGUCAUGGCUUAACCCUUCGAGACUUCAGAAUGACAUCGAAAAUCUUCUAGAAAUCUGUUGUGAACAUUACUAAUGCUAAUGUUUUCUAGGUUGGAAAGAGAGUACAAAUAAUUGGGGAGAAACCAUGAUAAUGUGGACAUCCCCGGCACUACGUAUAGGGUAAAUGUUUGUGUGCUAAAAUUUAUUUAUAAAUGAGUGAAAAUAUGACUGAAUUUAGGGCUGCUAUCAACAGAGAGCUUAGAUAUUGGUGGAGGACGUUUGCAUAGAAUAUCACAGUAGUCAUGCAGUUUAUGAAUGGUAUAUCACAACAUAUGUGGCCAGGGAGUAAAUAGUGAAUGGUCUUGUUCUCACACUGAAACAUGAGGUAAAAUAAUGGUAAUGUAAAUUAGGCCGGGUAUGACAUUUGGAGCCUAGCCGCAGCUUGGGGGGUGAAGACUUCCGUGUGCUUGUGUUUAUGAACACCAGUGCACAAGGAAUAUAAAAGGCUCUGAGUGUACAGUGUGCCUGCUUGAACACAAAUGCAUGAAUACAAAUUAAGGGUGCUAUAAACUGUGCAAGUAUGGACUUAGGAAAAGGAAUACAAAGUCAAAUUAGUCCAUCAGUUGUAUCACUUUAACCGUUCCACACUGGAAGGUCAGGGAGAGAAUUCGCAGACAGUGGAUGUAUUAUGAAAAUGUUGCAAAGAAAAAACAUAAACUCAAAUAUUGCAAACUACUAAUUACACAUUUUACGAAGGCCAAAUUUACCAAGCAGCAUUUUUGUGUGAACUUAUAAUAGCAAUGCAGAUUCUGAGGUAAAAUAUUGUCAAAAACAGUGUGUGACAAUGACUUAUGUGCUUGUUGCCUGUUGUUCUUUUAUUUUCUGUCUGUCAUAUUCCAUCGAGAAAAAAAUAAAUCCAGUUAUUUUUUUUCCUUGUCAUUUUAAAUUAAAA
Messenger RNA from Pseudophryne corroboree (corroboree frog), 3493 nucleotides. RefSeq names its product doublecortin like kinase 1 (gene DCLK1). Gene Ontology annotation, biological process: axoneme assembly; neuron migration; neuron projection morphogenesis. NCBI's taxonomy places the organism in Eukaryota, Metazoa, Chordata, Amphibia, Anura, Myobatrachidae. The transcript has 18 exons. The record is from RefSeq and is a predicted model, not a curated record. Bases 267 to 2549 code for a protein of 760 amino acids. Gene Ontology annotation, molecular function: ATP binding; microtubule binding; protein kinase activity. Gene Ontology annotation, cellular component: microtubule; neuron projection; microtubule organizing center.